GGUUUAAGCAUUGAGGCUGCAUAGACAUUUUGUUGCUUACUUUUAUUGAAUCAAAUAUUGCCGGAUCUGUGGGUGAACAAAGAGUUAAUUACGAAUGGUGAAACUAGAAAAAGUAAUAUGAGUGAAUCAAAGCAUGAAACUGGCACCAGCGAUCCUCACAUAGGGGCUGGCGAAAGAGAAAUUAAACUUGCUUUAAUGGGUAGAAUUGAAAGUCUUCAAAAUGUGAGCAAAAUUAAAGGUUUAAUAUCAUCAACUAAGGAUCUUCUGGGAAAUAAAGAAAGUGUCUUACAAGUGCAAUUCGUCCUGAGGACUUGAUUUGUCUCCGUGAGGCUGUUGCUAAGCAACAUCACAUGCUAAUCACAUUACGUCCCAAGUUUGAAUGGGAAAGACAAAGUAGAUGUGUUCAAACCAUUGGAAAACAGGGAUAAGCUGACCGUUUAACUUUAGGGCCUUGCCAGUGCUGGAGAGUUGGAAGCGGAGGAUGGUGGACAAGAUGUUGAUGCUGAAAGAUGUUUUUUCCCUAUACGAGUUUGACAUGGGCUGUUCCAGGAGCACACCAUCCGGGUGACUAAUGACACCACGUUUCGAGAAAGGUCGCGGCGACUGGCCCCUGCAGACAUGGAGGAUGUGCGGCAGCAUUUGAGUAAGUUGAAGGAAGCUGGGAUCAUUAUGGAGUCCCGCAGCCCUUGUGCGCCCCCGAUAGUUGUGGCCAGGAAGAAAAAUGGAAAGAUUCAUAUGUGUGUGGACUAUAGGAUCCUGAAUAGACACAACGUCCCUGACCAAUAUAUGGUCCUCAGGGUUGAAGACUUGCUGACCUGUUUGAAUGGGGUGAAGUGGCUCAAUGUGUUGGAUUUGAUGAGUAGAUAUUACCAGAUCCUGAUGAGUGAAGUGGAUAAGGAGAAGACAGCCUUUAUAUGUCCUCUGGGAUUUUACCAAUUCGAAAGGAUACCUCUGGGCAUAUCAGGAGCCCCUGCCACCUUCCAAAGGGUCAUGGAGACGACUGUGGGGGAUAUGAACUUGCUUGAAGUGCUGGUAUAUUUGGAUGACCGGAUAGUAUUUGAUUCUCCUUAGAAGACCAUGAAGCUAGGCUAAUGAAGGUGCUCAACUGGCUGAAGGGUUAAAACUUUCCCUGGACAAGUACCAGUUUUGCCAGACGUCUGUUAGUUAUGCUGGACAUAAAAUCUCGUGGAAUGGAGUAGCUACAGACUCGACUAAGAUUGUAGCAGUGACCACCUGGCUGAGGACCCAGACUGUGAGCGCUCUGCGCUCGUUCUUGGGAUUCUGUGGAAACUGCUGGAGAUUUGUGAAAGGUUACACCAAGGUGAGCCAACCCUUGAACCAGCUUCUGCGUGACUAUCUCCCUCUGGAGCAGAAAGGGAAAGGGAGAGGAGGACGGGAGACUGGAGAAUAUUUGAAUCCUUCAGAACCCUCCGGACAGAGAUGGGAUGACCAUUGUGAAGCAGCUUUUCAGUCACUGAAGGAGAUGCUUACUCAGGCGCUGGUGUUGGCUUUUGCAGACCCCUGAUUGCCCUAUGUGCUACACACCGAUGCCAUCUGGGAGUGGUUAGGGACCGUCUUGUAUCAGGAUCAGGGUAUUGGGCUGAGGCCAGUAGCGUUUGUCAGCUGGAGUUUGUCACCCUCAGAGAGGAACUAUCCCAUCCACAAGUUGGAGAUUCUGGCGUUGAAAUGGGCGGUGGUGGAUAAACUGAGUGACUAUCUCUACGGGACCAAGUUUGAGGUACAGAUGGACAACAACCUGCUUACCUACACCCUGACCUCGGCAAAACUGGACUCCACUGGUCAUCGUUGGUUGGCCAACCUGUCUGCAUAUGAUUUUAGCCUGAAGUACCAGCCAGGGAAAUGGAAUGUCGAUGCGGACACUUUGUCCUGACGGAGGCAUGAGGACCUGGAGGGGGACAAGGAGUGGGAGAGCAUUCCUGCAUCUGUGGUGAAGGCCACGUGUCAGUUUGCUAUCACCAUGCAGGCCGAGGAAAAGGAGAGGCCAAUGACGCCCUACCCCUAGUUUACUGUGACAUGACUGCUGUGAAGCUGCCAGAGUUGAGUCUUGAGGAAGUGACAGCUGCUCAGCGAGAUGACCCUGGCAUUGUCACUAUUUGGGACGCAGUGAGGAGGGGGGGAUGUGGCCCGGAUGGAGAAGACACAACACAGCUCCGUGUCUCUGUUACUGAGAGAAUGGCCUCGGAUGAGAUUAAUGAACCAAAUGUUAUAUCGGGUAACGUCACCCCCAGACCAACCUCGGUAUUGGUAGCUGGUCCUGCCUGAGAAGUAUCGGAGGGUUGUGGUGAAGUCACUGCAUGAUGACUCUGGACACUUGGGGGUGGACAAGACUUAUGUGUUGCUUAAGGACCAGUUUUAUUGGCCCUGAAUGAGGUCGGAGGUCGAAGAGUAUUGCAAGUCCUGCAUACGUUGCAAAUGUGUGAAGACGCUGCCUGUGCAGGCUGCUCCGUUGUCGCAUUUGCAGAGUGCAGGGUCUUUGGACCUGGUGUGUAUGGAUUUCCUGGCCAUAGAACCCGAUACCAGCAACACAGCGAAUGUCUUAGUCAUCACAGACCAUUACACCAGAAAGCUUGUUUCUUUAGAACCUCCGGUUAAGAUGACGCUACCGAACGUGUAUAACAGCUCACCGGUAGUUCAAAAGGAGACUGAUGGGGAUGAUGGAACAGGCCUGGAAGUCAGUGAUCCAGACGUAAAAAGUGAUUCGGAUAUUCCUGAUGUCCCACCCUCGAACGACACCACUCCAGAAGUAUUCAAAAAGGCAUUAUCAGGGUUAUCUUCAAGAUGGAAGAACUGGUGGAUCCGAGGGAUCUUGUCACUCGCCAUGAUCUCAUUUUUCUUUCUAAUUAUCUACUUGGGACCUAUUGUACUCAUGUUUGUGGUUCUCUAUGUUCAAAUCAAGUGUUUUCAUGAAAUUAUCACAAUUGGUUACAGAGUGUAUCGUUCUUAUGAAUUGCCUUGGUUCAGAACCUUGAGCUGGUACAUUCUUCUGUGUGUAAAUUAUUUCUUUUAUGGGGAAACAGUUGCUGAUUACUUUGGUGGCCUAGUGAGAAAGGAAGUGCCACUUCAAUUCCUAGCCCGUUAUCAUCGCUUCAUCUCGUUUGCUAUGUACCUAGCAGGCUUCUGCAUGUUUGUACUGAGUUUAGUGAAGAAACAUUACCGACUGCAGUUUUACAUGUUUGGCUGGACUCAUGUAACACUACUAAUCAUUGUUACCCAGUCUCAUCUGGUGAUCCAAAAUUUAUUUGAAGGCAUGAUCUGGUUCAUUGUACCAAUUUCAAUCGUAAUUUGUAAUGAUAUAAUGGCGUAUCUAUUUGGAUUCUUCUUUGGAAGAACUCCAUUAAUUAAGUUGUCUCCAAAGAAGACCUGGGAGGGUUUCAUUGGUGGUUUCUUUGCAACAGUUGUGUUUGGAUUUCUGUUUGCCUAUGCAUUGUCAAACUACAAUUAUUUUGUAUGCCCAGUGGAUUACAGCAGUGAAACCAAUAGCUUCAUUAUUGACUGUGAGCCUUCACAACUGUUCCACCUGCAGGAAUACACACUUCCAUCUUUACUGCAAUCAGUCUUUGGAUGGAAAACAGUGCAGUUAUUCCCAUUCCAGAUACACAGCAUUGCCCUUUCCACCUUUGCAUCAUUAAUUGGGCCUUUUGGAGGCUUUUUUGCCAGUGGAUUUAAAAGAGCUUUCAAGAUUAAAGAUUUUGCUGACACAAUUCCAGGACACGGUGGGAUUAUGGACCGCUUUGACUGUCAAUACCUCAUGGCCACCUUUGUGCAUGUUUAUAUCACUAGUUUUAUCAGAGGACCAAAUCCAAGCAAAGUCUUGCAGCAAAUUUUGGUACUUCAGCCAGAACAACAGCUUCAAAUAUUCAACAUACUGAAGUCUCAUUUAAUAGAAAAAGGAGCAAUUCAGCAAUAAAUGGACUCGAGCAACUUUUCACCAUCAUUGUGGUGAAAGCUUCCCAAUCCAAACUGGGAUACAUAUCUAGUUUUUUGAAGUCCUCAGUUUAAGAAUGUCCAUGUUAGUCCCAAAAUUGAGCACUUUGUAGUUGACAGUCCUUGAUACUCAGUAGUACUUUAACCUUUCAAAAGUUAAGUGGGUAUAAUAUGAUUGGCAGUCUUUCAAUUUAUUUAUUUAUUUUCUUCAAUAUCUUUUAAACAGCAGGAUCCAAGGUAAAUUCUUUCUUGUUAAAGUAAUAUAACUGAAUCCGUGAUCUUUUUGAUUGCAAGGACUGAACUAGAAUGUAUUUAUGCAGGGAUGUACUAAUUUCAAGAUUACAUAAUAUGGAUAUUUUCACUCCUUUUUGAGCAUGAAUUCUACUGAGAAAGGCGUAGAUAAUCUAUGGGUCCGGUAAUGCACUGCACCAGAAUUGUACUGUAUCUAACAAUGAAAUUGACAGUGGAUAAUUUUAGAAUAUAAUUUAUUUUAAUGGCUGCAAAUAAAGUUUUUAAUCUCCAGUUUGUUUUGCUGCAAAAUGUGAGAAAUUCAUCUGUUGUGUUUUAGAAUGAGUACAGCUUUUGUAUAUAAAAAGAAAGCGUGGGUUUAUUUACAACAUUUCAAGCUGAUUAAGGCUCUGAGGAUUAACCUUAUGGCAGAUGGCAUGCACAAAGUGUAUAUAAUAUGUAAGUACAUGUAAAUGCAAGUAUAUAUCAAUUUAUAAACAUUUAUAAGUUAAAAGUAUGAAGAAAUUGAAGAACAAUUUAAAUUUGGAUUUGCUUUAAAAUGAGGAUUUUUAGUUUUAUAAUGCGUGUAUAUAAGAAGAUUCUAUGAUUGGCUGCCUCAAAGGAGAAACUGUGCUUACAGGGUACACAAGUUUCAGAGAGAGCUUCAGAAAUAUAGUCCUCUUUUGUUUGAUUUGUGAAUCCCCAUACAUCGCAUUAAACCAGUGUCACUCUGUAGUGAAUUAUGGAAGUAAUAUACCCAAAGAACUAUUUUGCUAACUCUAUUAAAAUAGUCUGAAACGAACAUUUGGACCACCCUUAACUGUUUAGUUUAUAUAUUUUAACAAGGCAAUACACUUUGUCAUUGAUCUGUCUAGUCUGCAUUCUUAAAGAAUAAAAGUAUGUUCCUGUAUGAUGUAAAAUUCCUGUUGAAUACUAAUCCUGUUUGAAUUAUGAAGGUAACUGUUUUUUGAAAGUUUUAUAGCAUUGUAUUAUUGCAGAUUUUCUCAAAUGUUUACUUUAUCUGUAUAGUCUGUUGCAUUUUGUAGGUUUUGUAUCUUGUGUGCAUAGUAAUGAGGUCAUGUACUCCAGCAAACAAAAAUAUGAACUCCUGUCAUUAAGGAGACAUUUAGCUUGAACCCAACCAUGUGUCUGCAAGGUAUGAAUGGUGUAUCACAAGACACUAUUUUAGAACUUGAUUUCAAAAUAAAGAAAAAUCUAUUAUUCUUG
Molecule: messenger RNA, 5400 nt
Organism: Hypanus sabinus (Atlantic stingray)
Lineage: Eukaryota; Metazoa; Chordata; Chondrichthyes; Myliobatiformes; Dasyatidae
Gene: cds1
Product: CDP-diacylglycerol synthase (phosphatidate cytidylyltransferase) 1
Exons: 14
Coding region: 2387-3928 (513 amino acids)
Cellular component (GO): endoplasmic reticulum membrane
Molecular function (GO): phosphatidate cytidylyltransferase activity
Source: RefSeq, a predicted model, not a curated record